GUAAACCCAGAUCCUGGAAAGUAUUAUGUCCUAUUCGCAAGGCAACCAAUUUCAAAUGGACCAAAUAGGAGCCAUCUUUGGGUCAGCUGUCUAGUUUUCUUACAAAUCUAUGAUUUGAAUUCAAUCCCUGAUCUUUUCUAAACCUAACAAAGUAAUUAAAAAAGUAGUUUUGUUGCCUAAAUUUAACCAAGUAGUUUUAAUGAUUAAAACCAACCAAAUAGUUUUGAUGCCUAGAUGUAACCGAACUGCGAGUACAGGUCACGUGACAAUGGCAACGAGGGCUACAUAGAAAGUCAACUGAUUUCAUUCUUUCCUGCACGUGCAAAGCUAAAAAAAAAAUUGCAUGUUGUUUUAUGACACGCACAAUGAUGUUGGAAGUAGCGUGUGUUUUAUUCGCCAUCCCACAAGAUCCUGUCUGUAAGUUGAGAUACUUUGCGGCGUUGCCACUUGUCCAUUCCCCCCCCCAUUUUGUAGCUAAAGGGCUGACUCCCUGCGCGCGCACUCCCGGAGUUCUCUAAUUGGUGCCCGCGCUCUCGUGGAAAGGUGGAUGCUUGGCUCAUAGCUGCUGCGGGGCUCAGUAGAAACUUGUGCGGCUGAAACUUUGACAACCAUCGUUAAAUGUCUGUCACAUAGAUUUAAAUAUUUAAAGUACAUGCUGCUCACAAACUCUCCCGAUGUCUGACGAGGGAGAGGAAAGCGACAGCGGAGACAGAGAGCAUCUCUCUGGAUCUCCCUCCCCGCCUCUGUCUCUCUGUCUUCCCCGAGAAUCUCCUUCCACAGCGCGGCCCCUAGACCUCUUCUCCUCUGCCUCUCCGCUGCUCGGGGACACAGACCCGCCGUACCUCUCCUCUCUGGAAUGUCUUCAAACGUUUCCAGAGAACCGGGAACCCGGGGACGCACCACACCUCACACCGCCAAAGUUCCACCAGGGCACCGGGGACACUGGCUCUCCGUUUCGUUCGCGUCGGGAUGUGUUUGUAGAUGCGGUGUUCGACCGCUACAAUGAUCCGUUUCCCAAGUGGCGAGGACGAGGCGCGGAAAACGCUGAGCUCUUUCAGCACCGUGGACAGAGACUCCACCGGGCUCCGGAGCUCUCGGAGCACGGGAACCACUACUCUGCUGAGCACAUCGACACCGAGUUCAACCCCGAAACCAGGCAAACGGUGGAAGCCAUGCACCGCAGACACACCACACUGAGAGAGAAGGGGCGUCGCCAGGCAGUGAGGGGCCCGGCCUACAUGUUCAAUGAACGCGGCUCUCCGCUCACUGCAGAGGAAGAGCGUUUUUUGGAUGCUGCUGAAUACGGAAACAUUCCUGUGGUCCGCAAAAUGCUGGAAGAGUCUAAAACCCUUAACUUCAAUUGUGUGGACUACAUGGGCCAGAAUGCUUUGCAGCUGGCAGUGGGCAAUGAGCACCUAGAAGUGACUGAGCUGCUUCUAAAGAAGGAUGGUUUGGCUAGGAUCGGGGAUGGUCUGCUUUUGGCUAUCUCCAAGGGUUACGUUCGAAUCGUUGAAGCUAUUCUUGCCCACCCUGCUUUUGGUGGAGGUCUUCGACUGGCUUUGAGUCCCCUGGAGCAAGAGAUGAGGGAUGACGACUUUUAUGCCUAUGACGAGGACGGAACGCGGUUUUCCCAUGAUGUCACCCCCAUCAUUCUAGCUGCUCACUGCCAGGAGUAUGAGAUUGUCCACAUCCUUUUGACAAAGGGGGCCCGCAUUGAAAGGCCACAUGACUACUUCUGUAAGUGUUCAGAAUGUGUGGAGAAACAGAAGAAAGACUCGUUCAGUCACUCACGCUCCAGGAUGAAUGCGUAUAAGGGCCUGGCCAGUGCAGCUUACUUGUCGCUCAGCAGUGAAGACCCUGUGCUGACUGCCCUCGAGCUCAGCAAUGAACUGGCAAGACUGGCCAACAUUGAGACAGAGUUUAAGAAUGACUACCGUAAGCUGUCCAUGCAGUGUAAGGACUUUGUGGUGGGUGUAUUGGACCUUUGUCGGAACACAGAGGAAGUGGAGGCCAUACUAAACGGUGAUGUGGACCGGUGCCCUCCAAGCCCCUACAACCGACCCUGCCUCAGCCGUGUCAAACUGGCCAUAAAGUAUGAAGUCAAAAAGUUUGUCGCCCAUCCCAACUGUCAGCAGCAGCUGCUGACUAUCUGGUACGAGAACCUGCCCGGUCUGAGGCAGCAGUCCAUCGGGGUGAAGUGCUGGACAGUGCUGGGGGUCACCGUAGGUCUGCCUUUCCUGGCUAUCGCCUACUGGAUAAUGCCAUGUAGCAAGAUUGGUCAGGUCCUGCGAAGCCCCUUCAUGAAGUUUGUGGCCCACGCAGUCUCCUUCACCAUCUUCUUGGGUCUGCUGGUUGUCAACGCCUCUGACCGCUUUGAGGGUGUCAAGAACCUGCCCAAUGAGACCAUCACAGACCACCCACGACAGGUGUUCAGGGUCAAGACCACCCAGUUCUCCUGGACAGAGAUGUUGAUCAUGAAGUGGGUGUUGGGCAUGAUUUGGUCAGAAUGUAAGGAGAUCUGGAGUGACGGUCCCAGAGAAUAUGUCAUGCACCUUUGGAACGUUCUGGACUUUGGCAUGUUGUCCAUCUUUGUGGCGUCCUUCACGGCACGCUUCAUGGCGUUCCUCAAGGCAUCCAAAGCCCAGCAGUAUGUGGACAUGCACGUUACAGAUGAAGACCUCAGCAAUGCCUCACUGCCUGACGAAGUCGCCUACUUCACUUAUGCCAGGAACAAGUGGCGCCCCUCAGACCCCCAGAUCAUCUCAGAAGGCCUAUAUGCCAUCGCCGUGGUGCUGAGUUUCUCACGCAUCGCCUACAUCCUGCCAGCCAAUGAGAGCUUCGGCCCCCUGCAGAUCUCACUUGGGCGCACAGUCAAAGACAUCUUCAAGUUCAUGGUCAUCUUCAUCAUGGUGUUUGUGGCCUUCAUGAUUGGAAUGUUCAACCUGUACUCAUACUACCUGGGAGCCAAAUACAAUCCUGCCUUCACCACGGUGGAGGAGAGUUUUAAGACUCUUUUCUGGUCCAUCUUUGGCCUGUCUGAAGUGAUCUCAGUUGUGCUGAAAUACGACCAUAAGUUCAUAGAGAACAUCGGCUACGUGCUGUACGGAGUCUAUAAUGUCACGAUGGUGGUUGUCCUUCUCAACAUGCUCAUUGCUAUGAUCAACAGCUCGUACCAGGAGAUAGAGGAGGAUGCUGAUGUGGAGUGGAAGUUUGCCCGGGCCAAGUUGUGGCUCUCCUACUUUGAUGAGGGCCGCACCCUGCCAGCCCCCUUCAACCUGGUUCCCAGCCCAAAGUCCUUCUACUACCUGGUCCUUCGCAUCAAGUCCUGCCUGAUACACCUCUGCAAGGCCAAAAGCCGUCGCCAUAACAAUGAGCUAGAAUUGGGCAUGCUCAACUCACAGGCCAAGCAGGAUGAACGCUUCAGGUCUUAUCCUCGCUCAGGAGAGGAUAUCCCCAGAAAAUCUAGAAAACAUCCGACCAGAUACCAGAAUAUCAUGAAGCGCCUGAUUAAGCGCUAUGUUCUGAAGGCCCAAGUGGACAGAGAGAGUGAUGAAGUCAAUGAAGGCGAGCUGAAGGAGAUCAAGCAAGACAUUUCCAGCCUCCGUUAUGAGCUCCUAGAGGAGAAGUCCCAGGCUGCUGGAGAACUCGCUCUGCUCAUCCAACAACUCGGCGAUAAGUUUGGCAAGAACACCAUGAGACACUAACAGGACUCGCAAGAAGGAGAGAGAGGGAGGAGGGGGUGAAACAGGGUGAAAUCACGAGGAGGUCGGGACAGAGAGCAGGGUUAGUGUAGUUAUUUUUAAGACCUUGAUAGAGGAAGAAACAGAAAACUGGGAGGGGGGGUGCUCGUGAGAUAGACAGGGGAUGGAAUGCUUGAGAAACAAAUUGGGCACAGAGUGAAAAUUUGCUAAACUUAAAGUGAAAGGCAAGUGUUUUAUACAUGCAAUGACCAAUGGCGGGAAAGUGAGAAGAAGAUACAUUAUAUGGACAAAAGUAUUGGACCACCUGACCAUUCCACUAACAGUGACUUUAAUGACAUGACAUUCUAGAUACAUGGACAGCUUUGCAGCUCCCACAGCUUCCACUCUUCUGGGAAGGCUUUCCACAAGAUGUGUUUCUUUGGGAAAUUCUUGCUAGAAUUUGUGAGGUCAGACACUGAUGUUGAACCAAAAGGUCUGGCUUACAAUCUCUGUUCCAGUUCA
This is a messenger RNA of Scatophagus argus, 4202 nucleotides long. Its product is annotated as short transient receptor potential channel 7-like. The coding region runs from base 675 to 3704 and encodes 1009 amino acids. Gene Ontology annotation, molecular function: protein binding; store-operated calcium channel activity; inositol 1,4,5 trisphosphate binding. The record is from RefSeq and is a predicted model, not a curated record. The transcript is spliced from 12 exons. Gene Ontology annotation, cellular component: membrane; cation channel complex. Gene Ontology annotation, biological process: manganese ion transport; regulation of cytosolic calcium ion concentration; calcium ion transmembrane transport. Lineage: Eukaryota; Metazoa; Chordata; Actinopteri; Scatophagidae.